Capsaspora owczarzaki ATCC 30864 is the source of this 2262-nucleotide messenger RNA. RefSeq lists its product as hypothetical. The transcript has a single exon. Lineage: Eukaryota; Filasterea; Ministeriida; Capsasporidae. The annotation marks the transcript as partial. The record is from RefSeq and is a predicted model, not a curated record. Gene Ontology annotation, molecular function: calcium ion binding.
GACCAGCAAUACUUGCCGCUUGUUCGUGGCUUCCGCAGCGUGCUCGGCCGCUACACUCUUGAACUCCGCAAUCUCGGCGCCUUUGUCGACGACUGUGCCUGCGAGAACAAUGGCACAUGCGACUCGCUCACCGGCCACUGCUCGUGCACAAUCAACUACACUGGCGUUCGCUGCGCAAGUGUCGCUGUUCGCUCGUGGUGCGAUGAGGGCGGUGCUGAUCUCUGCUCCGAGUACGCCUCUUGCGUCGACGGCAACACGGAUGGCACGGCUGGUCCUGUGACUGGCUCGUGCGUGUGCAACGUUGGUUUCGAAGGCGACGGUGUCUUUUGCUCGAAUGAGAACGAGUGCGUCACGCGCAACUUCCCGCCGGAUCUCGAGUGCGACGCGAUUGCUCGAUGCGAAGACACGUUCGGCAGCUACAAGUGCUCUUGCCCCGGUGGCUACAUGGGCUCGGGUCGUGGCACUGGCACAUGCGUGAUUGAUCCCGACGCGGUUGAACCCUACCCCGUGGACGACUUGGACAAGAUCUUCCCAAUCACGUACUACAUUGCCCUGCGCGCGGUGAACGCCGCUGGUCUGUCCACUACCGUGUACAGCAACGGCAUCACCAUCGACACGACUCCUGCCACCUUCCAGUACAUUGACAUGGUCUCGCCCUUCCCGUCGCCUGGCUACGAGCUCGCCCCGAUCCAUGCUCAGCGGUACACGGAGGACAUGUCCUUCCGCUGGCUGUUCAAGGACGCGCAGUCUGCUGUUGUCAUGUACCGCAUGAAGGCCGGCACGGCCACCAGCGACACUGAAUUGACCGAUUGGGUCGACUUCCCCGCCGCCAUCACGAGCCAUCGUUUGACUGGCCUGUCCCUCGUGACAAACACAAUGUACUUUAUUUCGAUUGAGGCGACGAACGGCGCUGGCUUGCGCAUUACCUACCCCUCGAACGGUCUGCUUGUCGAUAAUUCGGGCCCGGACAGUGCUGCUGGCUGGGUGAUUGACACGUACGGCGCGGCCAUUGCCUGCGAGCUCAACGGCGGUGCCUCGCUAACCUCCACCGAUGACCGCACCUGGUCUACCGAUCGCUUCAACAUGGCCAUCGCUUUUGGCGAUUUCGUUGACAACGAGUCUGGCAUCAAGUCGUACGACUGGGCCAUUGGUGUGACACCCGGCGGCGAGGAAAUUAUGCCCUUCACUGAAGCUGGCGCCUCGGCAUCGCCAACUGGCUCCAUGUUUGCGCUUGUGACGCGCAGCUUGCCUCAAAUUGAAACUGGCUGCGGCGUGCCUGGCCCGGACGGCCUCGUCAACGCCAUCUGCCUCAACGACCGCUCGACGUACUGGGUGAUUGGUCAUUCGAUCUACUUCCGCAACUUCCAGCUGGCGACGCCGCGCACCUACUACAACACUCUUCGUGUCUGGAACAACGUUGGCAUGUCGAUUGUUCGCUCCACCAACGGCAUCAACGUCGUGGACUCGUCGUCGUGCCUUACGCUGGGAUGCCAGGACGAGAGCACUGUUACCUGUGGCGCCGCUUCCGUCACACCGACACCCAGCAGCGCCACGCCAGGCCCGGCCGCCACCACCACAGCGGCGGCGGCUCCGUCUGCGUCGGCCACUCCUGUCGCUCCAGUUUCCCACUGGGCUAAGGUGAACAUGACGGUGGACGGCUCGCCUUUCUCGGGCGACUACGUGCUUGUGACGGCCCAGUUGACUGACCUGGACAUUAACGCCUUCUCGUCGAGCUCGGCGACCAGCUCGUCCAACUCGACGACCGUGGAUUUCCGUCGCGUGAUUGAUCCCGCCACCAUCCCGCCCUUCCAGACCUACCUUGAAUUCACGGCGAUGGCGCGUGCGUUUAGCACGUCCACCAACGUUGACGUGGAUGUUCAGCCGACCAACCAUUACCGCGUGCUCCUCCAGUGGGAUGCAGACUACUUUAACAUUACCGCGAGCGUGGAGCAACCCGACGUGGUCGUGUACGAUCGUGUCAAGUCGCGUUGGAUUGAAGCGUCGUCGACUUGCGCCUCGCCCCACCGCAUUGUCACGGCUAACACGAUCGAGGUCCACGUCUGCGUCACCUCGCAGCUCGCCUUUGUCAAGACAGCGCUGGCCGCCAACACACCCGCCAUGUCCUGCCAGCGAUCCGGCUGCAGCGGCGUCGUGUAUGUGGAAGCGGCUGGCGCCCCGCCAGUGUACUGCAACUGCGACAGCUCUUGCCGCACCUUUGGUGACUGCUGUCUCGAUCACUAUGAUUCGUGUCCCCAAGCUUAA